This is a messenger RNA of Cinara cedri, 390 nucleotides long. The record is from the annotation of a GenBank genome assembly. NCBI's taxonomy places the organism in Eukaryota, Metazoa, Arthropoda, Insecta, Hemiptera, Aphididae.
AUGUCAUUUUGUACUGAUGUUGUGCAUCUCUUAGCCACAUUGAACAUGUCUCUUCAAGGUAAAAAUAAAUUCAUUAAUAACCUAGUACAAGACAUUUUUGGUUUCCAAAAUAAGCUCAAACUUUUUCAAAGAAACUUAAGAAUAAAUAAUUUAAACCAUUUUCCGUACUUAAAAAUAAUUGAGGAUUGUUUGGUUGGAAUAGCAACGAGAUUUCAUUGUGAAGAUUAUGUACAUAAAUUAGAAUGUUUAUCAACUGAAUCUAAAGAUCGAUUUAAAGACUUGAAAUUACUUAAACCUUUGAUUGCAUUUUUAGAAAAUCCCUUUAUAAUUAAUGUUAUUGAAAAUGGAUGUCCAAUAUCAAAACCGAUUUUAAUGGUUUCAGCAACUUAA